Molecule: messenger RNA, 699 nt
Organism: Pteronotus mesoamericanus
Lineage: Eukaryota; Metazoa; Chordata; Mammalia; Chiroptera; Mormoopidae
Gene: RAB42
Product: RAB42, member RAS oncogene family
Exons: 2
Coding region: 1-699 (232 amino acids)
Biological process (GO): vesicle-mediated transport
Cellular component (GO): Golgi apparatus
Molecular function (GO): GTP binding; GTPase activity
Source: RefSeq, a predicted model, not a curated record
AUGACUGCGAGACCCGGAGGAAGCGAGACUCGGGCCAUGGAGGAGGGAGGCUGCCGCUACCAGUUUCGGAUCGUGCUGCUGGGGGACGCGGCUGUGGGCAAGACGUCGCUGCUGCGGUGCUACGUGGAGGGCGCGCUCGGGACCCCGGCGCCCGAGGCGGAGCCCCAGUCGGAGCCCACGGUGGGCGUCGAGUUCUACAGCCGCACGCUGCAGCUGCGAGCCGGGCCGUGGGUCAAGCUGCAGCUCUGGGACACCGCGGGCCAGGAGCGUUUCAGGUGCAUCACCAGGUCUUUCUACCGGAAUGUGGUGGGUGUCCUGCUGGUUUUUGAUAUGACAAACAGGAAGUCCUUUGAACACAUUCCACAUUGGCACGAGGAGGUCAUGGCCACUCAGGGCCCCGACAAAGCAAUCUUCCUGCUGGUUGGCCACAAGAGUGACCUGCAGAGCACCCACUGUGUCUCGGCUCAGGAGGCAGAAGAGUUGGCUGCCUCCCUGGGCAUGGCCUUCGUGGAGACCUCAGCCAAGAAUAACUGCAAUGUGGACCUGGCCUUCGACACACUCGCCCACGCCAUCCAGCAAGCCCUGCAGCAGGGGAACAUCAAGUUGGAGGAGGACUGGGGGGGCAUUCGGCUCAUCAACAAGACUCAAAGCCCUAGGCACCCCAGCAGGAAGCAGCGCGCAGGCCCAUGCCAGUGUUGA